Messenger RNA from Seriola dumerili (greater amberjack), 924 nucleotides. It is a transcript of the gene polr2eb, whose product is annotated as RNA polymerase II subunit E. The transcript is spliced from 8 exons. Gene Ontology annotation, biological process: DNA-templated transcription. Gene Ontology annotation, molecular function: DNA binding; DNA-directed RNA polymerase activity. The record is from RefSeq and is a predicted model, not a curated record. NCBI's taxonomy places the organism in Eukaryota, Metazoa, Chordata, Actinopteri, Carangiformes, Carangidae. Gene Ontology annotation, cellular component: RNA polymerase II, core complex; RNA polymerase I complex; RNA polymerase III complex. Bases 122 to 754 code for a protein of 210 amino acids.
UGCGUCGGUAAACGAAAACGUGCGUCGCGUCGUCUGCUGGAGGAGGAGGAGAGUGAUAAAUUAAACAAAAAAUAUAUAUAUUUAGAUAAAUUUUUUAAAAAAGAGGAACAUUUGAGACGAAAUGGAUGACGAAGAGGAAACAUACAGGCUAUGGAAGAUUCGCAAAACCAUUAUGCAGCUGUGCCAUGAUCGGGGCUACCUGGUGACACAGGACGAGUUGGACCAGACACUGGACGAGUUCAAGAGCCAGUUUGGAGAUAAACCCAGCGAGGGUCGGCCCAGACGCACAGACCUCACUGUGCUGGUGGCACACAACGAUGACCCCACCGACCAGAUGUUUGUUUUCUUUCCCGAGGAGCCCAAGGUGGGAAUCAAAACGAUUAAGAUGUACUGUCAAAGGAUGCAGGAAGAGAACAUCACACGAGCCAUCAUUGUUGUUCAGAUGGGCAUGACACCCUCAGCCAAACAGUCUCUAGUUGACAUGGCGCCCAAAUACAUAUUGGAGCAGUUCCUACAGCAGGAGCUGCUUAUUAACAUCACAGAGCAUGAGCUUGUUCCAGAGCACAUUGUUAUGACAAAAGAGGAAGUGACUGAACUUCUGGCAAGAUAUAAAUUAAAAGAGAGUCAGUUGCCGAGGAUCCAGGCUGGGGACCCUGUGGCUCGCUACUUUGGCUUAAAAAGAGGACAGGUAGUAAAGAUCAUCAGGCCUAGUGAAACAGCUGGGAGGUACAUCACAUACAGACUGGUCCAGUGACAGACAGAUGUUCUUCUGGAUCAACAUUUAGGAGGACCAGUGAAGGAAAUUGAAGAUGUUACAUCUUUCAUCACCCAUCAGUGGAUUACCCUUCUUUGUGACUUGUUUUGUUUAGAUUUAAAUAUUUGAUGUUGUUACGGAUUUUGUAAAAUAAAUGAUUUAAAAUGAAA